CUGAAUUGUUGGGAUACCCCUACUUUACCAAAAGCCGGCGGUAUGCCUAACUCAUAUAAAUUGUGAUCCACUGUUAUGAGCUCACUGGUUCAUUCAUGUAAGAAAGUAGCACGCUUGUAUCUCCGCUUAAAAUGCAGAAAGAGAUACCUGGAGAAGAACGAUUCAAGGUCAGGAGACUAGAGAUCUCAGACAAGAGCAAAGGUUUCAUAGAGCUCCUGCAACAACUAAGCGUUUGUGAUUCUGUGCCUGAGGAGGAGUUCAGAACACGGUUUGAAGAGCUCAAAUCUCAUGGCGACGAUCAUGUUAUCUGCGUCAUAGAGGAUGACCAAUCCGGGAAGAUCAUCGCUACGGGCAGCGUCUUCGUGGAGAAGAAGUUUCUGCGCAACUGCGCGAAAGUAGGGCACAUUGAGGAUGUGGUCGUCGAUUCUAGUGCUCGAGGGUUGAAAUUGGGGCAGAAGAUUGUUUCCUCUCUCACGGAUCACGCUCGAUGUGUCGGUUGCUAUAAGGUAAUUCUCGAUUGCAGCGUUGAUAAUAUAGGGUUUUAUGAGAAAUGCGGGUUCAAGCAGAAGGAGAUUCAAAUGGCGAGGUAUUUCGAUCAGUGAAAGUAAUUACUACUGAGAUAUUAUUCAUCGAAAAGUAAUUUCUCAAUUUGUAAUUAAACUUUGAAAAUUUUGCAUUGGCAUAUCCUUUUGGACAAAUAUUCAGCUGUGACUCUCAGAUUUGCAAUGUGAAAUCAGCUUGAAUGCA
Messenger RNA from Macadamia integrifolia, 747 nucleotides. RefSeq names its product glucosamine 6-phosphate N-acetyltransferase. Gene Ontology annotation, biological process: UDP-N-acetylglucosamine biosynthetic process. The coding region runs from base 132 to 602 and encodes 156 amino acids. Lineage: Eukaryota; Viridiplantae; Streptophyta; Magnoliopsida; Proteales; Proteaceae. The transcript has a single exon. Gene Ontology annotation, cellular component: Golgi apparatus; endoplasmic reticulum; endoplasmic reticulum-Golgi intermediate compartment. Gene Ontology annotation, molecular function: monosaccharide binding; glucosamine 6-phosphate N-acetyltransferase activity. The record is from RefSeq and is a predicted model, not a curated record.